AUGAACGGCACGUUAGCCGAUCAACUACAGAAUCAACUGGCCAACUACGGUCAGCCGGUUAUGAACCAACGUGGCGGUAACGACGAUCCAUCAAUGUAUAUGAACGGCUCAUCCGCUUCCGUCUCCAACACCAACGGCUCAUCUUCAAUGGGCAAUGAUCAGAAAUUUCCUUCUUAUAAACGAAUGGCUCAACGGAGGAAAGUGCCCGAAGGAGAGCUAUGUGCAGUAUGUUCAGAUUUAGCGACAGGAUACCAUUAUGGUGUUGCAAGUUGUAAUGGAUGCAAAACAUUCUUCCGAAGAACAAUAGUCAGUGAACAAACUUUUAUAUGCCAAUAUAAUGGGAAUUGCGAUGUUAAUAAAAAUAUUCGAUGUGCGUGUCGUCACUGCCGUUUUAAUAAAUGCCUACUUGUUGGAAUGGAUGCAAAAGCCAUUCAAAAUGAUCGGGACAGGAUCGGCCCUACCAAAAAGAUCAAGAUGAGCAGCGGAUCCGAUGACGAGCAAGCCACCACCCCACACCGUCUCCAGGACCAAGAAAUCAUUGACCAGCUCACACAAGUGGAAGGACUCUGCCAAGAGUUGCGCCGAUGCAUAAUUCCAGAAGUGACCGGAGUGACACAUGCAUUGACUUCUCCUUGCCUACUUUUUGAGACCACAGACCUUAAAGUAGACGUGAGUCUGACCAAUACUAUCUUCAAAGAGCUCUACCCAGCUUCGAUGAACGACAUCCGCAUGUGGAACAUUCGUGAAAUGCGCAUUUGCAUCGAAUGGGCAAAGACAUUUGAUGUGUAUCAAAGAUUGAAUCUCUUCGAUCAGUUCGCACUUGUUCGCAACUUCGCUUUUGCUUUCAAUCUCCUCAACCGUGUGUUUUACUCACCGGACCACGGACCAGACAAGAUUGUCUUCCAAAAUGGAGCUUUCAUCAUGAGACAACCACAACAACAGGUUCAACUCUCUGGAUGCCGACCAAUCUACACAAGACAGAUGGAUGAAAUUAUGAUUCCAUUCCGCAAGUUGCAAUUGAGCGUCUCUGAAUUUGCCACCUUCAAGGCUGCUCUUUUCUUCAAUCCAGAUGCUCUUGACUUGUCUCCAUCUGCUAAGCAAGAAGUUUUCGAGGAGAGGAACAAAUAUUUGGGAGCUUUGUUCACAUGCAUAACACAAAAGAUUGGAAUUCCAACUGGAGUCCAGAAAUAUGGAAGUUUAUUGAUGAUGACUGCUAGUAUACAGAACAUUUUGGCACAAAAUGAAGAGAAUAUGCAAGUAAUGGAACUGUUUAAAAAUUGGGAAGUGGAUCCAUUUGUCAAAGAAUUAUAUGACUCGCCGAAAUCGAAAACAGAGUCAGUUAUCAAAGAACGGAUGGAAUAUGGGAGGAUGAUCCUAUUAGUCUGUAACAAAACUUGUGCAAAGCAUAGAUCGGAAAUCCCACUAUGGCUUAAAGAAUUCAAUCAGAAGAAAGGGUAUCAAGAGCCUGAGACGAUCACCUACUACUAUCACACAUACAGGCAACCAGUGACAUUCGUGGAUACAAAUGAAACAACUUCUUUUCCAAAUUUAAUUUAUUUCAUUGGUUUGAAAAAGGUUGUGUUCAAUGGAGAUGUAAAUGACAGGAGGAGUGUAGAUGACUGGAUGGAAACUGUGGACCACCUGCAUCUGAUAAAACCAAAAAUCUACAGCGAUUUGAACGAAAUUCUUUCUGAUACAUCUAACUGCUCCAUGAAGUACCUUCUGCUGUCGGACCGCCCAAAAUGCCCACAACCGUCUUGGUCUAUAGUUGCAAGAAUUGCUCAAGACUUGGGAAUCCAGCCGGUUAAAAUCAGAUAUCCAUUGGAUGGUAUCACUCAUGUUCUCCUCCACAAAAGAAUGCCAUUCUUGUCGGAAGCAUCGUGUCAUUUAUCUGUUCUUCUUUACGAAAAUAGUUAUUCGGACUUUGGAGAUGACAUCAAUCCAUUAGUUGUUUCCGAUUGGAUAACAACUUUAUUGCCUCAGGAAGAAGGAAGUUGUCCGGCUCUUUUUGAAACGUAUUGGCAUCCAAUUGAGGAUGAGCUCACCGAGUUGCAGCAAAUCUUUUUCUCGGCCGAGUUGGAAAUAUCCGAGAGAAACAAGCGACCAACAUUCAUUUUAGUGGGAUUGACUAGUGGAAUUGCUGUGAUAAUUUUAGCAUUCAGUAUAUUCUGGGGACUGAAUGGUUCCGGUUUUAGUGAAUAG
This is a messenger RNA of Caenorhabditis remanei, 2202 nucleotides long. RefSeq lists its product as uncharacterized. Gene Ontology annotation, biological process: anatomical structure development; cell differentiation; regulation of transcription by RNA polymerase II. The record is from RefSeq and is a predicted model, not a curated record. Bases 1 to 2202 code for a protein of 733 amino acids. Gene Ontology annotation, molecular function: RNA polymerase II cis-regulatory region sequence-specific DNA binding; nuclear receptor activity; zinc ion binding. The transcript has 16 exons. Lineage: Eukaryota; Metazoa; Nematoda; Chromadorea; Rhabditida; Rhabditidae.